AAUGCUCUUUAUUGCAACAGGAUUCUUUAGAAGAAAAACCUUCCUUUUCUAUCUGAAUUUGCUUAUUUCUUUCCAUGUAUAAAAUAGGCACCAGUGCCCAUUUCAUUUCCAUGCAAAUAAUAAACUGGGUCUACUCUGUCUCUCUCUCUCUCUCUAUAUAUAUAUAUCUAUAUAUAUACACAUAUACACACAGACAUAACGUAGUAAAUGGAGAAGAACCCAUCAAACUCAAAGAAAACGGUGAUGCUGAUGAGGACUAGUGGGUUCUCUUUGGUGAGUGAAGAUGUUAUUGAAAACAUUCUGUCGAGACUACCUGCCUUGUCUUUUGUAUCAGCAUCUUGCGUUAGUAAAUGCUGGAACAAGGUUUGCGUUCGAAUUCUGUCAAGGCCUAAGCUUGCCUCUGCUCUCUCUCUCAACCCUUCACUCCAUGAAGCUGUGGAUGAGGUCCUUGGCAAGGUUCUUUUGCAGCCCAUUGUUCCUCACUUCGUCAUCGCCUGCAUUGGCAAGCAAUUCAGCUUGGAAAUCACUCACCAACUGCUUACAAAGAGAUUCGGUACAAGAGUGCCAGUUAUUACUAAUGCUGCCAGUGGAAUCAUUGGUCUUGAUGCUGCUACUGAUGAAGUGAGGGAAGUUAGGUGGGAAUCAAGCGAUGAUGAAGAUGACAAUAAUGAUCCUGAUUCUGAAGCAAAUAAUCUACUUAAUAGAGGGAUUGUUCUGGUAGUUGGAUUUGUACCUGGACUCAAAGUUGAAGCCAUACCACUUCUGCGUUCAAAGACGGUUCCUCAGCCAACUUUGGUUGACAAAUUUUUAACGGACAUUAAGAAUUUCAGUGUCUCUGUGUCAGACUGCACCUCACCUGCUGGGAUCAUAUUGUUUGGAGAUCGAAGCAUCGACCUCAAACCUGUCCUUGCAAGGAUGGAUUAUGCACUAAAUGAGGAAACAGUAAUGGUGGGUGAUGCAAGUGGAUGCUUCUUGUGCAGAAGUGUCGACAAUUCACAUAAUAACUAUGGAGACAUGUACUUGCUUGAUGCUGUUGCUCUUGUUUUCUCAAAGGACAAACACAAGUCUCAUGGAGCAGAUAUAGGAGAAACUCAGUUUCAUAUCACACUGUCAACGGGUCUAAUGCCAUUUGGUCCCCAGCUCCAGGCAAUCUGUGUCAUCGCAAGAGGCACAGAUAAUUCAUGGCUCAGUGCUAGAAUGGAGGGACAAUAUGAUGUUCUUAAUGGUGAAGGCCUUUUAACGGAUAUUAAUGAUCAGUUCACUGAUGAAGAUUUUCCUGAACUAUAUAUUGGAGUUGUACAACAAAGAGAAUACCCAAUUGGUGCAGAGAGUACAAUAUCAAGAGCAUCCAUGGCAUUUUAUGAAGUUAUGGGAGGAGAAAACCAGUUCUUUGUGAUUAAUGGAGUUGGAAUCAGACCUGGAGACUACUUCCUUUUCUACCAUUCAGAUUCUGGUACAGCAUCAUCUUCAUGCAGUGAUGCAUACAGAGACCUUGCAACUCUGAAGUCAGAAUCAACACACAAGAACUGCAAUAAUCCUUUAAAGGAAGUUACAGGCAGUAGCAGUAGCAGUAGUGGUAAAGAGAAAGAAGUGUUCGGAGGCUUAAUUUUCUCUUGCUAUUUAAGGGGAGAGAUAUUCCACCCUAAUGUUGACAGUUCUCCAAUUCAUGAAAAUUUUCCAGGAGUUGCAUUAGCAGGAAUGUAUUGUAAUGGAGAAAUUGGAAGAGGUUCUUCAAGCUCAAUAAGUCAAGAAGAUGAUGAAGAAAACUCUGCUCGUUGCUGCUUGCAUUACCAUAGCGCAGUUUACUUGGUUUUAUCAUAUGUUCCACCAACUGCUUCAGAGGCUUAAUUAUUAAAGCUUGCUCAGGUCUCCUAAGCACAAUUGUGUGCGUUUGUUAUGUUAUAUAUUAGCAUAUAUGUGUCAGCUUGGUAUGUACCAAAGCGGUUGUUGUUUUAAGUUCUCUUUUGUUGUUUAUGUAUGAAAGUGAAAUUGGGUUCCAAUAUAAUAUGGUAUUGCUAAAUAAAUACCCCUUUUCUUUUUUUA
This is a messenger RNA of Ricinus communis (castor bean), 2043 nucleotides long. Its product is annotated as F-box/LRR-repeat protein At5g63520. Gene Ontology annotation, biological process: positive regulation of proteasomal ubiquitin-dependent protein catabolic process; protein polyubiquitination. NCBI's taxonomy places the organism in Eukaryota, Viridiplantae, Streptophyta, Magnoliopsida, Malpighiales, Euphorbiaceae. The transcript is spliced from 9 exons. The coding region runs from base 208 to 1848 and encodes 546 amino acids. The record is from RefSeq and is a predicted model, not a curated record. Gene Ontology annotation, molecular function: protein binding.